Molecule: messenger RNA, 2795 nt
Organism: Bombyx mandarina (wild silkworm)
Lineage: Eukaryota; Metazoa; Arthropoda; Insecta; Lepidoptera; Bombycidae
Source: RefSeq, a predicted model, not a curated record
UCUAAACAGAUGCUUCGUGUACUAAUUUUAGCGCGAAUUGUUUUGAAAUAAAAGUAAUAAAAAAAACAGGUAAUGUCGAUGAAAUUUUUUAUAUUCGCGGGUGGGAGAUGGAGGGAAGUGGAUAUGGAAACAGGUGGUGUGAGCGGGUGGCGAAAUCGAGCUCAAUUUGCGUACCAAAGUCGCGGGAAGCUGCGGGUGGCGUCCUCGGAGUCUGUGCUACGAGGAGUCCGCGCCCUGGCAGAUGGACAUCCCUCGUCGGUUCAGGACGGACCACGACUCUCUCAGAUGAGAUGUGAGAAUAGUGAAUAUAAGAAGAUAAUAGAGAGAGAAACAAUGUGUCUGCCGUACUGUCAAUACAGAUGUAAAUGUAUUGAACAUAAGAAGUUAGAGAAGAGGGAGAGAAUGUGUCUGCCAUGCUGUCAACAAGGAUACAAACGUAAUACAAUCCAGCCGAUCUCUCCGCUCCUCGUGUCCAACUACACACAAACCAGCCACCAGGAAGUAACGCUGAACCUGUUGUCUGAGACAGAACACAGGGCGCGUCCUGUGGCGAGGAUGCGUGCACAGAGCUGCUCUAAACAGAUCUCUGUCAAACGAAAACACGUACCCACUUCUAGUGACUCAACCGAAAAUGGGAGAAAAAUACCAAAGAUUGAGGGUUCCAACCCCUGUAGUUACGCUCGUUUGGCGCCCAAGAAGAACCAGCUGAAGUCGCAGCGGGAUAACUCCAAGAGAGCACAUGUUGUAGAUAAAAGCAAAUGUAUGAAACUGCAACAGAAGUCUAUCAGACAAAGCUGUCGUACGACUACUGAGGAAUUCACUGCGAAGAUUACGAGCCGUUCCAACGACCAGCUCACAGACGACGCACAUAGCGAAGAACAGUCGAAUGACUCGGAAACAGUGGGGAGACACAUUGCAACCAUCCUCACACGAAACAGCAGAAGGAAAGCUUCCAAGAUAGACGCAUGUAAGGAGCUGAUCAUCGACCAGUCGGACGUGGAGUUAUUCCGCAACUAUCUACGGAAGCACUGCUCUGACGACGUCGUGACGCAGUUUGAUAACGACCAGACGUACAAGACCCUGCUGUUCUACCGGAUCAACCCCCUCGUAAGUGUUGAGCGCUGCGAGAGGAUACACCGGAUGCUUCAGCGCGCCGAUAACCUGAGUCUAGUAGACUUUGCCUCACAACUCGGCCUGCGAUCCGUUUCCGAGGGCUCGCAGGAAAAUCCCAAACGAUAUAAAACAAGGAACAAUAUCAGAACACCACACAAAGACAUCUGGACAAAGAGUGAAACGGAUAAUUUUACAGACCUGAAACAAUCCAAAAGUAUUAGGAAUCUGACAGAGAGGAUCUUACGUGGAGCUACUUCUGAAAGAAACAACAAUGUGCUGCAUCACCCUGAUACUUGCAACAACGACCAGAGCUCCAGAACAACUAGAAACAGUGCGGGCAUGUUGAGGACAGACAGAGAGAGUAGUGGGCGAGUGAACAAGUUAGACAGAGAUAGUAACAGUAAGGUGGUGAGUAGGGAUAAUAGAGGCAGGUACCGUUGUAUAGUGAACAAGUUGAAACGAAAAAGAGAUACUGCAUGUGUGAACAAGUUGGACAAUCAAUACAACAGUGAAGGAGAGGAUAACAUGGUUAGAAAGACACAUAGUGAAGGAGCGAACAGAGACAGAAAUAGUGGGGGAGCGAACAAGUUAGACAGGGCUAGAAAUAGUGACAAAGUGACAAAAUUCGAUAGUGAUAGGCACAGCAAGGGCGUUCAUAAGCUGGACCCAAAUAGGAGUGGAGGGGAGGAGAACAGAUUGGACAGGCGCAGAGAUCGGGACAAAUCAAAACACAAGUCAAAUGUGGUGGUGUCGGUGAGUAGCGACAGCGAGUCCCAGUUCCAGAGCAAACAGGAGGCGUCGAGGAAGGUGGAUGCGCUGAACCCACACAUUAUAUCCAAGAGGCCGUGUCGUCCCUCGGCCAAGGAGUACUCCACCCUGGAGGACCACGCCAUCGUGUCGUGGCUGAGCCUGGGCAGCCGCAGUCGUCAGGUGAAGGGGAACCGCGUGUGGCGCGACCUGCAGGACUCGUACCUCGCUAUCACCGGCACCAAGAGGACCUGGCACUCGCUGAGGAACCGUUACCUGCGCUACAUCCUGCCCUCCCUCUCGCAGCUGGGGCUGCCGCACUCCCUGACGCAGCGCCUGCGCGCCGCCGCCGCCGCCGGUAGCCUGAAAUCGCGCAACCUCCCGCAGCGCCGGAACUCAUUGUUCGAGGGUCCAGAGGUCCGGGGAGCCUGGAGCCGCCGCCCCGCCCCCACCGCAGUUGCAGAGAAGUCAUCGUCUCCGUCUCCCCCGCCCCCGGGACCUGCCUCCCCCCGCAGCAGCUCCCCGCGCGCCCCCCGCAGGUCGCUGCGUCUGACGUCACCGUCGCCGGAACGCACCAGUUCACGUGUGACGUCACGGGCCUCUCCCUCCCCCCCAACCCGUCGCACCCGCAAGCUGUUCAACCAUAACGUUGCAUUGUGAUAGCGGCGGGGGGCGGGACGGGGUGGCCGGCACUGGACACGUCUAUUUGUCUAUUGAACUUUUGUAAUAAUUUUAUGCAAUGUUUCACGAGAGAGCUAGUGAUUUUUAUUUGCUUCAAAACUAUGACUCUGAGCUGUGUUGCCCUUUUAAAACAUUUAUUAUAAUGAUUUUACAAUCGUGUAACACGUACGUCUGUAUUUUGUAUUCAGUGUAAUAUAUUUGGUUUUUAUUUGAAAUAAAUAAUUAUGUUUAAAAAUCCCUUUUCAUUGUUGCUA